AUGUGCAAUUGCAUACCUCAUCGGCUCGCUGUUCACAUACUCCCCUUACUUGUCUGGUUUCAUUGCCGACCUUACAAACUAUGGGCCUGGAGAAUCCAUUCCAUCACCCUCCGGACAUAUGGUCGCUACAGUGUGAGUCUUACUUUACAUGCUUCGAGGUGUGGCCAUCAACAAUUAUUCACUUUCAGCGCUGUAUAUUACAACCCUGCGAAGACUUUGGGCGGAAUGGUCGAAGCAGAUAUCUUCUGCACGAUGGGUUUGCUGUGGGCAGCGUUUGUCUCGCUAUGCAGCAUGACCAUGUUCUGGUUUUUCGAGGUUCAGAGGGGCUGGGAGUGGUUAGCUGACAUACUGGUGCUCCUGUGGAUCGGUGUUGGAAUGUCAAUUGUUGCAUGGAUGAAAGUAUGGAUGGCUAAGCCCUCCUUCAACACUGCAUGCAGCAUGACUUCUAUCAUAUUGUUUGUUGUCGUCGUGAAGGAGGGUGGUCUACAGACCCUUCUACAGGUCUCGUUCAUCGUACUAUGUGGCGCGACUGUGUCCAAUCUUGUCUGCGUCCUCCUGUGGCCGCAGAGCGCGACGAAAAAUUUGCGCGACACCAUGACGAAGACACUCCAAUCCUUCUCCACGCUCCUCGGAAUGGUUACCGAGACCUUUCUGCUGGAAGAGCCACAGCACCACGUGAGCCGCGACAAACUGCAGCGCGCCGCAGAAAGCCAUCAAGCGAGUUUCACGAGCCUGAAGAAGCAUUUCAUAGAAGCUCGGUCGGAAUGGAUGUUUGGUGGACCGAAGAACAGCAGCGGAUACGACUUGGGCGGUCCGCGGGUCGGCACGGCAGACGCGUAUCAAGAUGCGAUCGACAGUCUCAACAGGUUAGGCCAACACCUAAACGGUCUGCGUAGCGGGACCGACCUUCAAGCUGAGCUGAUCAAGGCUGAGCGGGAUGGAAAGUUGGUCUUGAAGACGCGCUCCGUGGGGCGUCGAACUGGUGACGAGGAGACAGCAAUCCUGCAGGCUGCGGCAUCCAUGUUCGGCGAUCUGAUGGACGAUCUAGGGCCUCCUCUGAAAGCGCUAUCGACAGCUUGCAUCGCGACACUCAAGCGGUUGCGAGAAGGUUUCGCGCAGCCUCUCAGUGUUACUGAUGACGAUUCCACAUGUACCGCCGAGUAUCGAAAACUCACCGAGAGUAUCCAGCGUGCGCUAUUCACGUUCGAAAGCACAUCCAACCACGCAGUGCUGAGGUUUUAUCGAAGCCAUAAUAUCUCAACUAGUCAAUCUAGAGCAUCGUUGAGUUCCAUGGUGGACGAAAACCCCAUUCUCGCUGGGUCUGAUGGGGAGAGUAUCUUCUUGGUGUAUUUCUUCAUUUUCACUCUUCAAGAGUUUGCCAAGGAGAUGGUUCUACUCGUUGAUGCAUUUGAACGUCUGUAUGCGGCGGAGCGCGCACAAGCCGCUGGAAGAAAUUGGUUGAAGCGAUUGUUACGCGUCUUUAUCUCUCAGAGGUCGCCGCGCAAUACGCGUACCGAGGGCAAUUUACGGAAGCGAAUUUCCACAUACUUCACUCCCGAGCAAGCCCGUCGUAAGCCGACAUACUUCCCAAAAAUUACACCCCAUGCUCCCAACACAGUGCAGACACCAGCGCGAGCUCAACUCACGUAUAUCGGGAGGCUAAAGCAAUCCUUAUGGACGCUGGGCGCACGGUUGAAAGAGCAGGACAUCAAGUAUGCUUUCAAGGUCGGAAUGGCCACAGCCAUGCUUGCGGCUCCGGCUUUCUUCGACUCCACCCGGCCGAUGUUCGUACACUAUCGUGGAGAGUGGGCCCUGAUCUCGUUUUUCGUGGUAAUAUCACCCACAAUAGGAGCGACCAAUUUCAUGGGUGUGCACCGCGUGCUAGGGACGUUAUGCGGUGCAGGAGUAGCCGCAGCAAUAUGGACGGCAUUCCCAGAGAAUCCGUAUGCCCUAACCAUUUUCGGCUUUUUCUUCUCUCUUCCCUGUUUCUACUACAUCGUCGGUAAGCCCGUAUAUGCGACGUCGGCACGCUUUGUGCUGCUCACGUACAAUCUCACUUGCCUCUAUUGCUAUAAUCUGAGGCGUAAGGACAUUGAGGUGAUCGAUGUCGCGACCAGUCGUGCUCUCUCUGUCACAGUUGGCGUUGUAUGGGCGGCCAUUGUGUCGCGUUAUUGGUGGCCAACCGAGGCAAGACGCGCUCUUGGCAGAGCUUUAGGAGACUUCUGCUUGAAUAUGGGUUGGCUUUACACACGCUUGGUGGCAUUCAACUCCUUUGCCGACCAUGAUCAUUUCUUAAGUCAUGAAGUUGACCAUACAAAUGACGAAACGACCGCGUUGCUACGUGAUUCCUCCCAUACACAGAUAGCCAACUCUAUACAUGAAUUUAUGGCCAUGGAAUUGCAUCUGCAAAUCAAACUAAUCGAACUGCAGGGCUUGCUGGCGCAGACACAACACGAACCGCGACUGAAGGGACCAUUCCCCGUCGCCAUGUAUCGCUCGAUUCUCACUAGUCUUCAAACCAUUCUAGACAAAUUACAUAGCAUGAGAUGCGACUUCAUCCUGCCAGUCAAUAAGGAGAGGCGAGAAAUGGUCGGAAACAUCAUCCUUUACUUCUCAACCCUUGGUGCCGCAUUCAGGCUGAAAUCGCCCUUGCCGCCAUAUCUGCCUCCUGCGGAGGAAGCGCGGCUUCGAUUAGUUGAGGCUAUCAGACAACUCGACGUCGUGCGCAAUAGAGACGUGCGAGGCUCACGACAGCUGCUCUUCUUCGCAUAUGCUCUCACGAUGAAAGGUGUCAUUCAUGAACUCAACUACCUCGGACACACACUACAAGAUGCUUUUGGUGUCAUCGGGCAGUCGACAGAGGAAUUUGAGGCUCUGUUUAUCAAUACCGGCACCGAAGGAGAUCACCGGGUAGUCUAA
Molecule: messenger RNA, 2919 nt
Organism: Postia placenta MAD-698-R-SB12
Lineage: Eukaryota; Fungi; Basidiomycota; Agaricomycetes; Polyporales; Adustoporiaceae
Exons: 15
Coding region: 1-2919 (972 amino acids)
Source: RefSeq, a predicted model, not a curated record